CUUUCUCCCGCCGCCAGGUAUUUUCUCGUGUAGUACUCCCUUUAGACAAAGGGGGGCGCUCUACGCUCAGCCGUCACACAGAUAGCAGUGACUGAACGGACAGAGCUUUGUGCGGAAAACUAAACCCAACCUGUGUCAGACUAAUGAAUUAAAUCGGCCCACUUCAGAGAGGCCAGCAGAAGACCGUGUGGACUAGACGUCAACAAGCAUGGAGUUCCCGCAACAGCAGAAACCGGUGGGGGACGGGAAGAUUGUCUAUCCACCUGGAGUCAAAGAGAUCACGGACAAACUCAGCAACGAUGAGGUGGUCAAACGGUUGAAGAUGGUGGUGAAGACCUAUAUGGACAUGGAUCAAGAUUCUGAAGAGGAGAAGCAGCAGUAUCUUGGCCUAGCACUCCACCUUGCCUCAGAGUUCUUCCUCAGGAACCCCAAUAAAGAUGUGCGGCUGCUCGUUGCCUGCUGUCUGGCUGACAUCUUCAGGAUCUAUGCCCCUGAGGCCCCUUACACCUCCCAUGACAAACUCAAGGACAUUUUCCUCUUCAUUACUAGACAACUAAAGGGACUGGAAGACACCAAGAGCCCACAGUUCAACAGAUACUUUUACCUUCUGGAGAACCUGGCAUGGGUUAAGUCAUAUAACAUAUGCUUUGAACUGGAGGACUGCAAUGAGAUCUUCACACAGCUUUUCAAAACCCUCUUUUCUGUAAUUAAUAACAGCCAUAAACAGAAGGUACAGAUGCACAUGAUGGACCUGAUGUGCUCCAUCAUCAUGGAGGGAGAUGGAGUCACGCAGGAGCUCUUGGAUAGCAUCCUCAUUAAUCUCAUCCCAGCACACAAAAAUCUGAACAAACAAGCAUAUGAUCUUGCAAAGACUAUCCUGAAGAGGACCGUCCAAACCAUAGAGAUGUGCAUUGCAAAUUUCUUCAACCAGGUUUUAGUGAUGGGAAAGUCCUCUGUCAGCGACCUUUCGGAGCAUGUUUUUGACCUUAUCCAGGAACUCUUUGCCAUCGAUCCUUUGCUGCUUACAUCUGUUAUGCCACAGCUGGAAUUCAAACUCAAGAGCAAUGAUGGGGAAGAGCGUCUGGCUGUUGUACGUUUGCUAGCCAAGUUGUUUGGAGCCAAAGACUCUGAGUUGGCCACACAUAACAGACCGCUGUGGCAGUGCUUCUUAGGACGGUUCAAUGACAUCCAUGUUCCGGUUAGGCUCGAGUGUGUCAAAUUUGCCAGCCACUGCCUCAUGAACCACCCAGACCUGGCCAGAGACCUAACAGAGUUUUUGAAGGUGCGUUCCCAUGACCCAGAGGAAGCCAUUCGUCACGAUGUCAUUGUCACCAUAAUCAAUGCUGGGAAGAAGGACCUUAAUUUGGUCAAUGACCAGCUGUUGGGCUUUGUAAGAGAGAGAACCCUGGACAAGAGGUGGCGGGUACGUAAGGAGGCCAUGAUGGGCCUGGCGCAGCUUUAUAAGAAAUACUGUUUGCACCACGAGGCCGGGAAAGAGUCUGCCCUGAUGAUCAGCUGGAUCAAAGACAAGCUUCUGCACAUCUACUACCAGAACAGCAUUGAUGACAAGUUAUUAGUGGAGAAGAUAUUUGCCCAGUUCAUGGUCCCUCACAGCCUUGAAACAGAAGAAAAAAUGAAGUGUCUCUAUUACCUUUAUGCCUGCUUGGACACAAACGCUGUCAAGGCUUUGAAUGAGAUGUGGAAGUGUCAGAAUAUGCUGAGAGGCCUGGUUAAAGAGCUGCUUGACCUCCACAAGCUGCCGUUGUCUGAGGCCAACAACACUGCCAUGUUUGGGAAGCUGAUGAACAUAGCAAAGAACUUGCCAGAUGCAGGGAAAGCUCAAGAUUUCAUGAAGAGGUUCAAUCAAGUCCUUGGUGAGGAUGAGAAGCUCAGAGCCCAACUGGAGAUGCUAAUCAGUCCGACCUGCUCCUGUAAACAGGCUGAGAUCUGUGUGAGGGAGAUCACUCGCAAGUUAACUUUCCCCAAACAACCGACCAAUCCCUUCUUGGAGAUGGUGAAGUUCCUUCUUGAACGCAUUGCCCCAGUGCACAUCGACUCAGAAGCCAUCAGUGCUCUGGUAAAACUACUUAACAAGUCCAUUGAAGGCACAGCAGAUGAUGAUGAGGAGGGCGUUACCCCUGAUACAGCCAUCCGCUCAGGCCUGGAACUACUCAAGGUCCUGUCGUUCACCCACCCGACAGCGUUCCACUCAUCAGAGACCUACGAAUCACUUCUCCAGUGUCUAAAGAUGGAGGAUGACAAAGUGGCAGAGGCAGCAAUCCAGAUAUUCAGAAACACUGGGCAGAAAAUCGAGACAGAACUGCCACAGAUAAGAUCGACGCUGAUUCCCAUCCUGCAUCAGAAAGCCAAGAGGGGGACACCUCACCAGGCCAAGCAGGCUGUGCACUGUAUCCACUCCAUCUUUAACAACAAGGAAGUCCAGCUGGCUCAGAUAUUUGAGCCUUUGUCACGGAGUUUAAACGCAGACGUCCCCGAACAGCUCAUCACACCCCUUGUGUCAUUGGGCCACAUCUCCAUGCUGGCCCCAGAUCAGUUUGCCUCGCCCAUGAAAUCCAUAGUGGCCAACUUCAUCGUAAAAGACCUGCUUAUGAAUGACAGGUCAGUGGGAAACAAGAAUGGAAAGCUAUGGACCCCUGAUGAUGAAGUUUCACCUGAAGUUCUAGCCAAGGUGCAGGCCAUCAAGCUGCUUGUGCGUUGGUUGCUAGGAAUGAAGAACAACCAAUCCAAAUCGGCAAACUCCACUCUGCGCUUGCUGUCAGCCAUGCUGGUCAGCGAGGGAGACCUCACAGAGCAAAAGAAAAUCAGUAAAUCGGACAUGUCUCGCCUAAGACUGGCAGCAGGUGGCGCAAUUAUGAAGUUGGCCCAGGAGCCCUGUUACCAUGACAUCAUCACACCUGAACAGUUCCAGCUGUGCGGCCUUGUCAUCAAUGAUGAGUGCUAUCAGGUACGUCAGAUCUUUGCUCAGAAGUUGCACUUGGCGCUGGUCAAACUGGCGCUGCCGCUGGAGUACCUGGCCGUCUUCGCCCUGUGUGCCAAGGACCCAGUGAAGGAGCGUCGCGCCCACGCCCGACAGUGCCUCCUCAAGAACAUCUCAGUGCGGAGAGAGUACAUCAAGCAGAACUCGCUCACUCAGGACAAAAUGGUAUCCUUCCUUCCGGAGUAUGUUGUUCCUUUUAUGAUCCACCUUCUGGCUCAUGACCCAGAUUUCACAAAACCGCAGGAAUACGAUAUGCUCAAAGACAUCAAAGAGUGUCUAUGGUUCAUGCUGGAGGUGCUCAUGACCAAGAAUGAGAAUAACAGUCACGCCUUUCUAAGGAAAAUGGUGGAGAAUAUCAAACGGACCAAAGACGCACAAUGUCCUGAAGAUGCAAAAGCCAAUGAGAAGCUGUAUAUCCUCUGUGAUGUUGCACUCUUUGUCAUCGCCAACAAGAGCACCGCGUGUCACCUGGACUGUCCGAACGACCCCGUUCUACCCACCAAGUUCUUCCUCGCGCUCGACAAGGACUUCCAAAAUGAUAAAGAAUAUCUGGCAGCAGACCUGCGACAAAUGCUACUCACAGGAAAGCCUAAACCAGCUCCAGUGUUAGCGACGGUCAACAAACCUCUGACUGUACCAGGCAGGAAGAUCUUGAAGACUCCAGCAGUCUCUGUAGUUACCAGCAGUAAUACCAGCACCAACUCCUCGCCACUAAACUCGUCCACCGUCAACAACAGCAAGAGCAUCACAGCCACAGAAGCGGCCGAGAGCCGAACGCAAGAAAACAAUGAGAACCCAGUCAUCAAGACUGAAGAUGUGAAAGUGGAGAAGGAGCCCAGUAAGAAUGUGACCCCCAAUGCCGGGACGGAUACGCAGCCCGCGAAACGACGUGGUCGGCCACCCAAAACGCCGACCACUACUACUCCUGCGGCAGCGAGCACAGGUGGGGGCGGUGGACGAGGUAGAAAGAGAGCAGCAGACACCAACACCAACCCCUCCGCAGAGUCGGCCAAGGUGUCAAAGCAGCAGAACGACGAGGGGACAAAUCGACAGAUUGACCUGCAGAGGUAAAGGGGUGGAGCCACAGCUGUACUAAAAGGGCCAGAAUUCAACCCAUCAUUCAUGUUCCUCUCCUGGACACUUAUGGACCUUUUCUUAAAUCACGUGUAUGUUUUACUUUGACCAACACAACCUUGCAACCUGGAAGGUUUGUAAACACUCUGUAGUUAUGAUCUGAAGCUCAUUGUAUGUAGGUCUUAAUUUUCUUCCCACCCCUUUUUUUUUGGUUGUGUCACACUCUGCUGCUUUUGUGGAGGCAUUUUUAAGAAAAGAAAAAAAAAUCUUGGGACGUUUUACAAAAAUUUUAAUCUGGUAUGAUUAUUGCUUAUUAAAUUCCCUGGUAAAACUCCUUCUGUAUGACUCCUUCCUGAAUAUUCUUCCUACUACCGGCUCUAACACUUUGUAAAUACUAAUCCACAGCUUUAAAUACACUAAUUCAAAAGCAAUGCACUUCAUGGCUCUGGUGUUGUGCAUGAAAUCCAUACAUCAUUUUCUCAACUUUUAAGAAUCUUUGCUAUAAUACAAUGUCUUCUUCGCUGCUUUAAUCUUGAACUUUUUGUGUUACAAGACAUCAUUUUUUCUGAUGGACCAAAUGACAAGAAACCUGCGGGAAGGCACGCUGGAGAAAACACCUUUUUCAUAGGAUUUUGUUUUUACUGCCCAAGUAUGUGAUUGACUUCACCCUGGAGUGCAUAAAUGGUGUACUACCAUGAAAGUAUUUUUCAGUAUUUGUCCUGUUUUAUAAUUAAAUGUAGUUUGUA
Molecule: messenger RNA, 4818 nt
Organism: Doryrhamphus excisus (bluestripe pipefish)
Lineage: Eukaryota; Metazoa; Chordata; Actinopteri; Syngnathiformes; Syngnathidae
Gene: pds5a
Product: PDS5 cohesin associated factor A
Biological process (GO): mitotic sister chromatid cohesion; DNA repair
Cellular component (GO): chromatin; nucleus
Source: RefSeq, a predicted model, not a curated record